CAAAAACAAUCCAUUUUUUCCGGAAAACAAUCCAUCUUUAUUGGAAGGGUAAGUAAAGUUAUGAAGUUGGAUGUUCAGAGGUACAAAAUGCUCAAACAAAGUUCCAACUUCCAAGUAAAGAAAAAAAGAAUUACUUGAUUGAUACGUGUCAUCAGAUAGAUCUGAAGGGGAGAUCUCUGGAGUAUACAAGUUCUCAAGUAUUACUCUUCAUAAAUAUGAUGAUAAAGAUUAUGACAACCACCCGGAUAAUAACUUCAACAGUCCUAUUCUUCUUCAUUCUCUUUGUGGGUUCGUCCAUUUAUUAUCUCCAAAUCGACAUAUCUAUACUCACAAGUAAUUUCAGCACUAAGGAAGGAGGAGUAACCUCAAAAAACACACGGAGAAUAGAAACCCCCCCAGUAAACUGCACUUUUGGAGACCUGACUCUAACCUGUCCUUUAAGUAAUUCAGAGACACAAAUCUCGUCAACUAAUAACUCAUCAACCGAAGUAUGCCCUGAAUAUUUUCGAUGGAUACAUGAAGAUCUAUCGCCGUGGAGAAAGACUGGGAUCUCGAACGACAUGAUAAUGCGUGCAAGGAGAACAGCACACUUCAGAUUAACAAUUGUUGAUGGUAAAGCGUAUCUGGAGACUUAUGGGAAGGCUUAUCAAUCAAGAGAUACAUUGAACCUCUGGGGAAUAUUACAACUUAUGAGUAGGUACCCUGGUAGGUUGCCGGAUUUGGAUUUGUUGUUCGACUGCAAUGACCCUCCAGUCAUCAAAUCUAGCUUAUAUAUGCAACCCAAAACCACUGUUCCGCCGCCAGUACUCUUUGGUUAUUGCUCAGACGACUCGCAUUUGGAUAUCGUCUUCCCGGACUGGUCUUUCUGGGGUUGGCCUGAGAUCAAUAUAAAACCGUGGGAUACACUAUUAGAAGAGAUGAAAGAGGAAAACAGGAAGACAAAAUGGACUGAAAGGGAACCUUAUGCCUAUUGGAAAGGAAACCCUGAUGUAGGUAAAACAAGAAAGGACCUCCUCAAAUGCAAUGUCUCAGAUGAUCAAGAUUGGGGUGCUCGACUUUAUGAACAGGAUUGGGGCCGUGAGUCUCAAAAUGGAUUCCAGCAGUCCAAUUUAGCGAAUCAGUGCACUCACAGAUACAAGGUAUAUAUUGAAGGAUGGGCUUGGUCUGUCAGCCAAAAGUACAUUUUAGCUUGUGAUUCUCUUACAUUGCUUGUUAAGCCCCGGUUCUAUGAUUUCUUCACGAGAGGGUUGAAGCCUUUGAAACACUAUUGGCCUAUUAAGAACAAUGACAAAUGCAGAUCGAUCAAGUUCGCUGUUGAUUGGGGAAACACACACGAACAGAAGGUUCAGGACAUUGGGAAGGCUUCCAGUGACUUCAUCCAGGAAUAUCUAAAGAUGGAAUAUAUUUAUGAUUAUAUGUUUCAUCUCUUAAACGAAUAUGCUAAGUUAUUGACAUAUAAACCAACAAUACCUCCAAAUGCCGUAGAGUUUUGUUCCGCGACCAUGGCUUGUCCACAUGCAGAUGGAGUUGAGAAAAGCUACAUGAUGGAAACCAUCGUAAGGAAACCUAGUGAUAGUGGGCCAUGCACCAUGCCUCCUCCAUUUGAUCCUCCAUCUUUUCACUCUCUACUUAAAGAAAAGGAACAAUCUAUUAAAACUGUGGAGACAUGGGAGAAUGAAUUUUGGAGUAACCAACCUAGGUAAAUUUUUGAAGUUUUUAUAAUUUUGUUAAUUUUAGGUUCAAAAGAAGUUCUUUUUUAUUUUCACUGAAACAAUAUCAGAUGAAAUUCUGUAAUUUUUUGAUGGGAAUAUAGUGUAAUUAAGAUGA
Messenger RNA from Papaver somniferum (opium poppy), 1827 nucleotides. Its product is annotated as O-glucosyltransferase rumi-like. Lineage: Eukaryota; Viridiplantae; Streptophyta; Magnoliopsida; Ranunculales; Papaveraceae. The record is from RefSeq and is a predicted model, not a curated record. The transcript has 6 exons. Bases 216 to 1703 code for a protein of 495 amino acids.